This is a messenger RNA of Capsella rubella, 1733 nucleotides long. Its product is annotated as tubulin alpha-3 chain. Bases 104 to 1456 code for a protein of 450 amino acids. Lineage: Eukaryota; Viridiplantae; Streptophyta; Magnoliopsida; Brassicales; Brassicaceae. Gene Ontology annotation, molecular function: structural constituent of cytoskeleton; GTP binding. The record is from RefSeq and is a predicted model, not a curated record. The transcript has 5 exons. Gene Ontology annotation, biological process: microtubule cytoskeleton organization; mitotic cell cycle. Gene Ontology annotation, cellular component: microtubule; cytoplasm.
UCGCUCACCGCCUCAUUUUCCUUCAUUUCCUCGAUCUCCGUCUUCCUCCCUUCUCCGUCCGUCCUAGAACAUUCGAAAUUAGGGUUACUGCUCUUCAGAGAAGAUGAGGGAGAUCAUAAGCAUUCACAUCGGACAAGCUGGUAUCCAGGUCGGGAACUCUUGCUGGGAGCUUUACUGCCUCGAACAUGGAAUCCAGCCUGAUGGCAUGAUGCCCAGUGAUACCACAGUUGGUGUCGCGCACGAUGCUUUCAACACAUUUUUCAGCGAGACUGGUGCUGGGAAGCAUGUUCCCAGGGCUGUCUUCGUCGAUCUUGAGCCCACUGUUAUUGACGAAGUCCGUACUGGUACUUACCGCCAGCUCUUCCAUCCUGAACAGCUCAUUUCUGGUAAAGAAGAUGCUGCUAACAACUUCGCCAGAGGCCAUUACACUGUUGGAAAGGAAAUUGUGGAUCUCUGCCUUGACCGUGUGAGGAAAUUAGCAGACAACUGUACUGGCUUGCAAGGGUUUUUGGUGUUCAAUGCUGUUGGUGGUGGUACUGGUUCUGGCUUGGGUUCUCUGUUGUUAGAACGUUUGUCUGUAGAUUAUGGAAAGAAGUCUAAACUUGGAUUCACCAUUUACCCUUCUCCUCAGGUUUCUACUGCUGUUGUAGAGCCUUACAACAGUGUUCUUUCAACUCAUUCCCUACUUGAACACACCGAUGUUGCUGUCCUCUUGGAUAAUGAAGCCAUCUAUGAUAUUUGCCGCAAAUCCCUAGAUAUUGAGAGGCCAACCUACACAAACUUGAACAGGUUGAUAUCCCAGAUCAUAUCAUCCUUGACUACAUCGCUGAGGUUUGAUGGAGCCAUCAAUGUCGAUAUCACUGAGUUCCAGACCAAUCUUGUCCCAUAUCCCCGUAUCCAUUUCAUGUUGUCAUCCUAUGCACCAGUCAUCUCAGCCGCAAAGGCCUACCAUGAGCAGCUAUCAAUACCUGAGAUCACUAGUGCCGUAUUUGAGCCAGGUAGCAUGAUGGCAAAAUGUGACCCCAGGCAUGGAAAAUACAUGGCCUGUUGUUUGAUGUACCGUGGAGAUGUUGUUCCUAAGGAUGUUAAUGCUGCUGUUGGUACCAUCAAGACAAAAAGGACUAUUCAGUUUGUUGACUGGUGCCCAACCGGGUUCAAAUGUGGAAUCAACUACCAGCCUCCAACUGUUGUUCCAGGAGGUGACCUUGCUAAGGUCCAGAGAGCUGUAUGCAUGAUCAGCAACAACACAGCAGUGGCAGAGGUAUUCUCACGGAUCGACCACAAGUUUGAUCUUAUGUAUGCCAAGAGGGCAUUUGUGCACUGGUAUGUCGGUGAGGGAAUGGAGGAAGGUGAAUUCUCUGAGGCACGUGAAGACUUGGCCGCACUGGAGAAAGAUUACGAAGAAGUUGGUGCUGAAGGUGGAGAUGACGAAGAAGAUGAAGGUGAAGACUAUUGACACCUUUUCUCAAGAAAUCUGCAACAACAAAAAAAAAAAAAAAAAGUUUUUUCGUUUGAUCUGUUUUCGCUUUUGAUUCUUGUUGAUUACUACUGCUACUACUACUACAUGUUUGUCUUAAUCCUGUACAAUAUUCGGUCAUGUUUUUAUCUCGGUUGGAUACAUUUUCUUUGGUAGAGCGACCAUUGGGGAAGAUCCCGAGUUCAUUAUCAGUCUUUUUUGUUGUUGUACCAAACCUUCAUGUUUUUGUUAAAAGCUGUCCAGUUUUUUUAUUUUA